This is a messenger RNA of Sporothrix schenckii 1099-18, 3408 nucleotides long. RefSeq names its product chromatin remodelling complex ATPase chain ISW1. Gene Ontology annotation, molecular function: ATP hydrolysis activity; DNA binding; nucleosome binding. The transcript is spliced from 4 exons. Bases 1 to 3408 code for a protein of 1135 amino acids. Gene Ontology annotation, cellular component: chromatin; nucleus. Gene Ontology annotation, biological process: nucleosome organization; regulation of transcription by RNA polymerase II. The record is from RefSeq and is a predicted model, not a curated record. NCBI's taxonomy places the organism in Eukaryota, Fungi, Ascomycota, Sordariomycetes, Ophiostomatales, Ophiostomataceae.
AUGGCUGCCUCGCGGCACGACGAUGGCAACGACACGGACGCGUCCAUGGCUGAUGCGCCCGCCUCUCGGCCCCAGUACUACGAGAUGGACGACACCCCAGACUACACAGAGGACUCCGACACCAACCCCAAUACGACGGCGAGCAGCGUCAUCGGCGACGCCGCGCCCGACAGCCGGAGACGCAAGUCUGAGGCCAACCAGCUCCGUCGCAGCAUAUUCGGCCGCAAGCAUGACCGUCUUGGCGAGUCAAAGGAAGACGACACCAUUCGACGAUUCAAGUACCUGCUCGGACUGACCGACCUGUUCCGCCACUUCAUCGACACAAACCCGAACCCCAAGGUGCGCGAGGUUGUUGAGGAGAUUGACCGGCAGAACGCAGAGGCCAGCAAAUCCAAGAAGUCGGCACGCCAGGGCGGUGCGGCUACCGGCCGGCAGCGGCGGACAGAAGCCGAGGAGGAUGCCGAGCUGCUUCGGGACGAGAAACACGGCGGGUCGGCCGAGACCGUCUUCCGCGAGUCCCCGUCCUUCAUCCAGGGCACGAUGCGUGACUACCAAGUGGCCGGCCUCAACUGGCUGAUCUCGCUGCACGAGAACGGUAUCUCGGGCAUCCUCGCCGACGAAAUGGGUCUGGGCAAGACCCUGCAGACCAUCUCGUUCCUGGGCUACCUGCGCCAUAUUAUGGGCAUCACCGGCCCGCACCUGGUCAUUGUGCCCAAGUCGACCCUCGACAACUGGAAGCGCGAGUUUGCCAAGUGGACGCCCGAGGUCAACGUGCUGGUCCUGCAGGGCGCCAAGGAGGAGCGGAACAACCUGAUCAACGACCGCCUGAUCGACGAGAGUUUUGACGUCUGUGUCACCAGCUACGAGAUGAUUCUCCGCGAAAAGGCACAUUUGAAGAAGUUUGCCUGGGAGUACAUCAUCAUCGACGAGGCCCACCGCAUCAAGAACGAGGAGUCGUCGCUCGCCCAGGUCAUCCGCCUGUUCAACUCGCGCAACCGGCUGCUGAUCACGGGCACACCGCUGCAGAACAACCUGCACGAGCUGUGGGCCCUGCUCAACUUCUUGCUGCCCGAUGUGUUUGGUGACUCGGAGGCGUUUGACCAGUGGUUCUCGGGCCAGGGCCGCGACCAGGACACCGUCGUGCAGCAGCUGCACCGCGUGCUGCGGCCUUUCCUGCUGCGGCGUGUCAAGAGCGACGUGGAGAAGAGCCUCCUGCCGAAGAAGGAGGUCAACGUCUACAUUGGCAUGUCGGACAUGCAGGUCAAGUGGUACCAAAAGAUCCUGGAGAAGGACAUUGACGCCGUCAACGGCGCCGGCGGCAAACGCGAGUCCAAGACGCGCCUGCUCAACAUUGUCAUGCAGCUGCGCAAGUGCUGCAACCACCCGUACCUGUUUGAGGGCGCCGAGCCGGGUCCGCCGUACACGACCGACGAGCAUCUUGUGUUCAAUGCCGGCAAAAUGGUCGUGCUCGACAAGCUGCUCAAGCGCAUGCAGAGCCAGGGCAGCCGCGUGCUCAUUUUCUCGCAGAUGAGCCGCCAGCUGGACAUUCUGGAGGACUACUGCGUCUUCCGCGAGUACCAGUACUGCCGCAUUGACGGCAACACGGCGCACGAGGACCGCAUUGCGGCGAUUGACGAGUACAACAAGCCUGGGUCUGAAAAGUUUGUGUUUUUGCUGACGACGCGCGCCGGCGGCCUCGGCAUCAACCUGACGACGGCCGACAUUGUGGUGCUCUACGACAGCGACUGGAACCCGCAAGCCGAUUUGCAGGCCAUGGACCGCGCGCAUCGCAUUGGCCAGACCAAGCAGGUGUACGUGUACCGCUUCAUUACGGACAAUGCCAUUGAGGAGAAGGUGCUGGAGCGCGCAGCCCAAAAGCUGCGGCUCGACCAGCUGGUCAUCCAGCAGGGCCGGGCGCAGAUUGCGGCCAAGGCGGCGGCCAACAAGGACGAGCUCUUGUCGAUGAUCCAGCACGGCGCCGAGAAGGUGUUCAACACCAAGGGCGGCGGCACGGGCACGAUGGGCGAGAAGGGCAUGGAGAUGACGGACGAGGACAUUGACACGAUCCUGCAGAGCGGCGAGAAGCGGACCCAGGAGCUCAACGCGCGGUACGAAAAGCUGGGCAUCGACGACCUGCAAAAGUUCACGUCGGAAUCGGCGUACGACUGGAACGGCGAGAACUUUGCGGCCAAGAAGAAGGACGUCGGGCUGACGUGGAUCAACCCGGCCAAGCGCGAGCGCAAGGAGCAGGUGUACUCCAUCGACCAGUACUACCGGCAGGCCAUGUACGGCCACGCGCAAGCGCAAAAGGAGGCCAAGCCCAAGGCGCCGCGCGCACCCAAGCAGAUCCACAUCCAGGACUACCAGUUCUACCCCGAGGCGCUGCGCGACCUGCAGGACCGCGAGACAGCCUACUACCGCAAGGAGAUUGGCUACAAGGUGCCGCUGGCGGAUGGCGAGGAGGAGACGCUGGCGGAGCGCGAGGCCGAGCAGCAGAUCGACCAGCAGGAGAUUGACAACGCGACGGCGCUGACGGAGGAAGAGCAGGAGGAGAAGCAGCGGCUGUCGACGAUGGGAUUCGGCGACUGGAACCGGCGGGACUACCAGCAGUUUAUCAACGGCUCGGCCAAGUUUGGACGCACCGACUACGAGAACAUUGCCACCGAGGUCGACAGCAAGACAGGCAGCGAGGUCAAGCAGUACGCCAAGGUGUUUUGGCAGCGGUACAAGGAGAUCAGCGACUAUCCGCGGGCGAUCAAGGUGAUUGAGGACGGCGAGGAGAAGCUGCGCAAGAUUGAGCACCAGCGCAAGAUGCUGCGCAAGAAGAUGCAGCAGUACCGCGUGCCGCUGCAGCAGCUGCGCAUCAACUACUCGGUGUCGACGACGAACAAGAAGGUGUACACCGAGGAGGAGGACCGGUUCCUGCUGGUGCAGCUCGACAAGCACGGCGUCGACUCGGACGGCAUCUACGAGAAGAUUCGCGACGAGAUUCGCGAGAGCCCCCUCUUCCGGUUCGACUGGUUCUUCCUGAGCCGCACGCCCAGCGAGCUGAGCCGCCGGUGCACGACGCUGCUGACGACAAUCGUCAAGGAGUUUGACGACCUCAACACGGCCAAGAGCAACGGGCACGGCGGCCAUGCCAACGGCAAGCCCAAGCGCGAGCCCGACGGGGAUGAGGAGAACGACGAGGACAGUGUGCUGGGCGCGCCGCCCAAGAAGAAGUCCAAGAACGGCGUCAAGAACAAACCCCUCGAUAAUGUCAAGGCCAAGAACGGCGGUAGCAAGGCCAGCUCGGCGUCGCCCUCGCGGGCUUCGAGCGUCGCGUCGUCCAAGAAGGGAAAGCCUCAGAGCAAGCAGGCGGCGGCAGCGGCGAGCUCCAAGAGCAAAGCCAAGGGCCGCAAGCGGUAG